This is a messenger RNA of Scleropages formosus (Asian bonytongue), 2450 nucleotides long. RefSeq names its product coiled-coil domain containing 83 (gene ccdc83). The transcript has 11 exons. The record is from RefSeq and is a predicted model, not a curated record. The coding region runs from base 278 to 1300 and encodes 340 amino acids. NCBI's taxonomy places the organism in Eukaryota, Metazoa, Chordata, Actinopteri, Osteoglossiformes, Osteoglossidae.
ACCAUUCAGAAGCACACGCCCUUGGCUUCUUCUCUUCCAAAUUUCAUCAAUUUCUGUUGAGGAUUAAGGAAGUUAUGGGGGCAGCCUAAGAUCAGGUCGAGCGGUGUCCAUGGAAACGCGUAAACGUUGAACGCUGUGUUCAGCGCUCGUCCGUCACUACCGAUUCAUAAUACAGCUGAGGAGGAAGGAACAGGACGACUUCCGGUUGGAAGUUGCUCAGCUUGAGGAGAAGAAGCAGAGACAGAUUGAAGUGAAUAGGCAGCUGAAAGCGGAGCAGAUGAAACACGUCAAGCGAUUGCUGAACGAGGUGAAGGAACAGGAGCGGAAACUGGAACAGGAGGAGGUGCGCAGCAAGGAGCAGCUGGAGCAGGCCCUCGACCGAAACCUCCAGCUGGCCAGCGAUCAGGAGAGGCAGCUAGCAGAGCUCCGCAAUGACCUGGCAAGUCUGCAGCAGCAGCUCCAGGUUUUGCAGGCCGAGAAGCAGGUCUGGUACAACUACAAGAUGGUGGGCAGCAAGGAGCACGAGCAGCAGAUUCGCCGCCUGGAGAGUGAACUCGUCAUCAUGCAGGAGAGCUUUCAGCAAAUGUCAGGCAGUAUUCAGUGCUCGCGGGACAAAGCCUUAGGCGAAAUCGACCGAAAGACCACCAAACUCAUGGAUGAGAAGAGGAGUCUAGCAGCAGAGAGAGCGAUCAAAGAGCUGGACAGUGUCAGCCAGUGGGAAAUCAAAGACAACGAAUGGCUGAAAAGAGAGCACGCCAUUUACAAGGAGGAGGUGUCCAUGCUGGAGCUGGCUGUACAGCAGCUGGAGCAGGACAACCUUGAGCUGGUCCGCGAGAUGCUGCAGAGUCGGAUCAGCGGCCUUCAGAUCGACAGCAGAAACACUUUCCUCACCCAAGACAUGGGUCUCGCCCUGUCCAGUUCGGGGACCAGAAUUGAGACUGAGGACAUGCUGGGUCUCACAGAGCAGUCAGAGAUGCCAGGCAGACCCGAGAACGCCCCUGGCCAGGCGGCGGAAGCAGGGAAAGUUCUGAGCCGACCUGUGGAUCUGGAGGGGGAUGAAACAGCCGGCAGCUGCACCCAGUCACCCCAGCGGCCGACUGGACCUACUCCCUGGGACCCGCACAUACCGCUGGAUGACAGCCAGAGUAUCAUGCAGCAGAAAUCCCUGCACCUGGAACUCGUGGUCGUGGGCCAGGCUGCACCACUACAUCCUCCCCUGACGGAUGCCAUCGCCUCAGCCACCGGACUCCAGGAAGAGUGGCCGCUCACCACGAGCAUCAUUCACAGCAGGUUCAAGUAGCUGCACCUGGGCUGUCCCCGCUUUUACAUGCCGGGACUGGUACGGAGCUUUCGUACAUGUAAGGCUCCCAUGUAACACGAAGCGGUAUCUGAAUACUUUUCCGGAGGAAUUUAUAGCUUAUGUGAAUUUUCAGACAUUAACAUCGCUUUCUCAGUUCAGAAAGUGCAAAAGGGCAAAUCCUUGUCCCCAAAUUCCACAUUAUGCACCAGCCAUCUUUAAAUUCACAAAUUCUUGGAAGCACUCAAUGACUUUGUGGAAGCUGCACUUUAUUUGAAAAUCAACCAAUUUCUGCUUACAUACAUUUUAAUAUAUAAACAAAAAUAGAAUCUGCAAGGACAAUGCAGCAAAUAUGCUAAAUUAAUGAAUAGAAUUGCCUUCACGAUUUUGACCGUCCUCCACAUCUCCCCUCCCCCCCAUUUGGACAGGGUCCACUGUAUAUACACAAAGCACCGAUCAACAGUGCUUCACCCUUUUUCCCUCUAACUGGACCUCCUACUACUAAUUUACAAAGACGAUACCAACCCCCCCUCUUGUGACCCCUCCCCAUAAACCCUAGCCAGGCCCACUAAUGCAAAGUACCAGGUGUACUCGGUCUCUGUUCUUCUAAGGAUUGCUCAAGUGAUGGUCUUGGGAAAGGUGGUCAGAACGUGAAGGCGAUUCCUCACAAUCAGAUGGGAAAGGCAGCCCAUAUAACUGUCAAUGUAAAAUAAUGACAUGCCAAGCAGAAAGCAAUACAGAUCCUUCCCAAUGCAAUUGCUGCUGAAUCACAAAUGUAGUGCUUUGCUAGUCAGAUAAAUGUUCCCUUGCAAAAACCCUAGGCACAGAAUUAACUAUGUGGAUUAAUAAAUUGUAUACUCCCCUAUGUCCCUUACAAAUGUAGGGCUGUGAACCUCUGAGCUACAAAGAAUUUUACUCGACAUAAAACUGAUUGAGAAUAUUUAGUGCUCUAUCAGUCAAAAGGUGUCCAUUUUCCUUAUUCAUUUUUAUUUUUUAAACUCAGUCACUCCAAUCACCCAUACCAAUGUAUAAUCCUGAAUCACGCUCACAAGUGUUCAAUGUAAUUAGUCUUUUUUCCUGUAUUCAACGGAUAAUCAUAAAUAAAUAAACAAUACACAAGGAAUGUCUACUGCAAACAUAAUAGUUUAAAAAA